Molecule: messenger RNA, 2479 nt
Organism: Nematolebias whitei (Rio pearlfish)
Lineage: Eukaryota; Metazoa; Chordata; Actinopteri; Cyprinodontiformes; Rivulidae
Product: adhesive plaque matrix protein
Exons: 4
Coding region: 44-2479 (811 amino acids)
Source: RefSeq, a predicted model, not a curated record
CAGCUACGUUCUUCCGUUGCGCUGGUGGGGCCUCCCGGUGAAAAUGUCGUGUCCUAUGAUUGAACACGUGUCAUCAAACCCUCCAAUGAUCACCUGCCAUGCUGAGGGCAUGGUUGUGCAAACUGAAUGGACCAACUCUGCCUCCAACAUUAAAGCAAAUAUAAAUGGAAACUGGGAGCCUUUAUUGACAGCUGCGCGCAGAUGUGCGUUUGGAAUUGUUGAACAUCCUGAAGGUGUAGUGAUCUCUGUACGCUUUGCCCCUUGCCUGAGAAAAAAGGAUGGAUUGUACACCUUUGAACUUGCUGCAGAUAAAGAAACCAAGAUUUCAUGUCCAUCACUGUUGGCAGCUGAUAUCAAAUCCACAGAUUUUCCAAAAGCUCCUCUACAGCAAAGUGAAAAGCCAAGUGGCUGGAUGACUCCUUUCAGUACACCAUAUCCUAGUUUAUCCCCUCGUUCUGGUCAAACUGGCUCCCAGAUUCCAAAUUUUCCUCAAAGCCAAGAUCUUCCCAGCAAGCCAAAUCAAGUUCCAAAAGGAUUUGAUCCAUCUUUUUUCUAUAGUUAUUUCUACCCUUACUCUGGCAGUCCAGAAACCACCCAUACUAAACCACUACAUAUCCUUACUCCUACAAACCCUGCAAAUACUCAAAAUGCAGGUGCAGAUUUUCAUUUUCCCAUUAAUCAGUUGCCUGCGUUUCUGCCAAUGUGGCCACCAGUGACUAAAUCACCACCACCUAAACAUGAGGUUGAUCAGUAUCAAUUUCAUCUUUCACCAAAGUUGCCUCUGAAAACUGCAGAGCCACCUUCAAGUUACCCAAAGGGUCAAGAGCAGGGGCAUCCUGAUCAGUUUUCUGAUACACAAACUUCACCUCAAACUCUUUCUUAUCCACUCUAUCUUGAAAAAUUACCUGAGAAACCUGGGAAGUUGCAUACCUUAGUAUCUGAAAAACCUCAACCUGAAGAAAACUUGCCACUCAAUCUAAUCUGUACUCAACAGAUAUCGGCUUCAAAACUUGCUGGUGCUUCUCAAGGCCAGGUAUCCCAACCAUUCUACCUCUUGUGUACCCAGCUGAAACUAGCCUUAAAUACUGCUUCACAACAGCCACACCAUAAAAUUCCUCAGGGUCAGGAAUACCAUACAUUUUUCCUCUCAUGCACCCAGGAUACGCAAGCUUCUAAACCCAUGUCUCAACCAUUAUACACUGAAAGCGGUCAAAUGUACCAAUCAUUAUACCUCCUAUGCACCCUAUUGAGACAAUCCUCACAACCCACUGGUGUUACUUGGCCACCACAACAUGAAGCCCUCCAGACCUAUCGAUAUCGAGCAUUCUUUCCCUACUAUGUCCAGUUACAGCCAACUUCAAAACCAGAUGUUACUCAGCCACCUCAGCCUCGAACUCCUCAAGGUCAAGUAUACCAGCAGUUUUCCUUCUAUACCCAAUCAAAGCCAACUCCUAAACCUGCUGAGCCGCAACAACCUGCAACUCCUCAAGGCCAAUCAUUCCAGCAGUUCUUUCAAUUCUUUACUCAACCACAACCAACUCUAAAGCCUGCUGACAUUACCCAGCCACCACUACCUAAUGCCUCUCCAAGCCAAGUAUACAAGCAUUUAUUGGACUACUUUUAUCAAUUAAAGCAAGCUCACAAACCUGCUGUAACCCCACCACCAAAUCCUGCAACCCCUCAAGGCCAAGCCUACCAGUCUUUAUUGGACUACUUGAUACAACAAAACCAAACUCCCAAACCUGAUAUUCAAUCACCACAACCUGCAACCCCUGAAGACCAGAUAUACCAGCCAAUCUUCCACUUCCAUACUCCACUAAAACAAACUCCAAAAUCUGCAGUGACUCUUCCACCACUACCUGCAACCCUUCAAGGUCAAGCACACCUGCCUUUAUUGCACUACUUUUCUCUAAAACCAACUCAAAAAUCUAAUGUAACCCCACCUCCAAAACCUGCAACCCCUCAAGGGCAAGCCUACCAGCCUUUAUUGGACUACUUUACCCAACUAAAGUCAACUUCAAAACCUGCUGUUACUCAACCACUACAACCGUCAACCCCUCGGAGCCAGGCAUACCAGCAUUCUUUCCGUUUCCCCACUAAAUCAAAACUAACGUCAAUCCCCACAGUCUCUGAGCCAUCGGACCUAGACAUUCCUCAGGGUCCUGUUAACCAGCCAUUCUCCCACUUGCGAAAACCUGAACUUCAAUUGAUCUCAAAGCCUUCUGAUCCACUGCCUGAACCCUCCCACAGUCAAAUGUACCAGCUGCUCCACCCUUACCAAUUACAUACACAUCCAAAGCCAGUAAAAGAACCCACACUUGUUCCUCAGCCAUCACAGCCUGCAGUUCUUCAGGGUGAAGCACACCAGAUGUGCUUAUAUGAUCAGCUGCUUACUGAAAGCCAGAUUGCAAAGAUGCCAACUGAUAUUAUUCUAGGAAAAGUGUUAAAAGAUCAGCGCCAGUGGAGCAAAGGGAACUAG